AAGGAUGAAGUUUUAGUCUCCUCCUCGCCCUAUGUUAAGGAUGAGCACCACUACGUUUGUUUAUGCUGUCCAGUUUCUGGAAUGCCCAUCUGCAUAAAGAGUAUCCAUGGAAAACAUUGGAGAACAAGUUGUGUGCCUGAUUGCUUAUCAUCUACUUUUCGCAAUGUUUGUCUGGUCAUAUUGGAAAACUAUCUUUACGUUACCAAUGAAUCCUUCAAAAGAAUUCCAUCUGUCUUACGCAGAGAAAGAACUGCUGGAGAGAGAGCCCAGAGGAGAAGCCCAUCAGGAAGUUCUCAGGCGAGCAGCCAAGGACCUUCCCAUCUACACCAGGACCAUGUCUGGAGCAAUCCGCUAUUGUGACAGAUGCCAACUCAUAAAACCAGACCGCUGCCAUCACUGUUCCGUCUGUGAUAAAUGUAUUUUGAAGAUGGAUCAUCAUUGCCCAUGGGUGAACAAUUGUGUUGGAUUUUCAAAUUAUAAAUUUUUCCUCCUUUUCUUGGCUUAUUCUCUGCUGUACUGCGUUUUUAUUGCUGCUACAGAUUUACAGUAUUUUAUCAAAUUUUGGACCAAUGGCCUACCUGAUACUCAAGCCAAGUUCCAUAUUAUGUUUUUAUUCUUUGCUGCAGCUAUGUUUUCUGUCAGCUUGUCUUCUCUGUUUGGCUAUCAUUGUUGGCUAGUCAGCAAAAAUAAAUCUACAUUAGAGGCAUUUAGAAGUCCAGUCUUUCGACAUGGAACAGAUAAGAACGGAUUCAGCUUGGGUUUCGGUAAAAAUAUGCGACAGGUUUUUGGUGAUGAGAAGAAGUACUGGUUGCUCCCCAUUUUUUCAAGUCUAGGUGAUGGCUGCUCCUUUCCAACUUGCCUUGUUAACCAGGAUCCCGAACAACCAUCUACUCCUGCAGGAUUGAAUUCAACAUCCAAAAAUUCUGAAAACCAUCAAUUUCCUGCCAAGCCAUUGAGAGAGUCCCAAAGCCACCUUCUUACUGAUUCUCAGUCUUGGAGCGAGAUCAGCACAAACCCGGGAAAAGGAAAAACUGGUAUGAGCAAUCCUGCACUGACCAUGGAGAAUGAGACCUAACUCUUCUAACAAAAUUCACUCAGACUUUAUGAAAGUAUCAAUACUGUUGAUGGAUGGAAGAGGCUUCCCACACGAAGGCACCAUUAGCCAGUUUUUCCCAUUUCCCUCUGGCUGGAUCUACAGAAUAUGAAUUGAUUAGUUCUCUCCAAGCCGUUGCUUAAAGCGUAACACAUUUUUAACCCAGUAUACAGUUUGUUUCAACUAACACAAAUUCCUGUUAAAUACUAAGAGUGGUUAUGGUUGAUGAAUCAAGGACAAAAAUAUCUUCUAUCAUAAAAACCUGAAAUAAAUUCAUGGGCCAGUUUUCACCCAAAUAUUUGGGUAGCACAGUUUAUUACAUCAAAAGCCCAUUUGAUCCUCUGAUUUUCUGUUCAUAAAAUUGAAAGUAUUAAGAUACUGAGAUUUAAAGGAAUUCAAGUCACAUUGUAAUAAUCAGCUUUAUUCAUAAAACCUAGUAGUUUCCUGUGAGAAGGGGGAGGUAGUAAAUGGGACUAGUUUACUCCCUCCGGUGUGAAUCCAGCCUCAGACUGCGUGGACUGUAAAAACUACGAAUUUAUUACAGAUUUCAGAUGGCCUGCAGUUGAAGAUGACCAUCCAUUUUUUUUGCCGGACUUUAAUCUAAUUCUAGCCUUUGUUCCCUGCUGGAAAAGAAGUGUGAUCGUUGAAGCUGGAGCUCAGCUGGCUAGAAAAUCGUUGUCAGAACGAGUGCAUUUCCAUUACAUCAGAAAUGUAUUUUCAUCUCUUUCAAUUAUCUGAAAAUUGGGGGAAAGUCUACAAUCCCACUUCUGAAGAUUAGUUUAUGUUAUUCUUUUGCUGGCUUGGCUUUUGAAAAUCUCUUUUUAGGUUAUUUCUCCUGUUGAACAUAGAAGAAAUACUGAAUUUCUGUUGAGAAUUCAUCAUGGACCAAUAGAUGAAUCCUCCAUUGAUACCUGUUUUAUUUCUGUGUCCUCUCAUCAAAAGUUUGACAGUUUAAUAACUACAUAGGUCCUCAAAAACCGGCUACGAUUAAAUUAUGUAAAUCAUCAAAAAUCAUACACUUUUGGAAAUUUAGUUCAACGUGAACUAAAUGGCUUGCUGUUUGGAAACUGAGUUUAAGGUAAACUAAAGUGGUGUGUUUGUUGAUGCCAAAAUGUUCGGCUUCAGUAAAUACACCAAGAAGCUCUUGUGCCUUGUAUGCACUAUUAAAAAAAAGUUUUAUUUUAUUCUUUUUAAUUUGAUGGAGUGCAAGUUUUGUAAAUGUUAGCAAUUAGAAUAUGCUGUAUACAUUUUUUUGGUACUGAUUUUGAGAAUUUAAAGCAGAUUACCUUUUAAGACUACACAGCUAAGGAACUGGUAUUUAAUCAGAGAAAACGGUAUUAAAAGUUUUCAAAAUCUGACUUAGACAAACUGAACACAAACUAGACUAGAAGAUGAGAGGAUAAUGGAGUAAAAGAUCCUUGCAAUUAUUCAUCCUUGCUAAAAAUACAGAGUUUUAUAUUAAAUGACUUUAUGAAAGAACCAAUGUCAGCCCGGUCCAUUUUAUAAGUCAUUUCAGUGCAGUUCUUUGAACAAUAGGAUGGUGGUCUUUUUCAAUUUUUUUUUUUAAGCUAAAGCUUUUGAUCUGAGAGUCUACUUCAAGAAAUCUCAGAAGGUAUGAUACAUUUUUACUUUUUAUCUUAAAGUAUUUUUGGUCAUCAUUUUUCACUACCUGAAGUGCCAGGUUGGAACCUGUAGCUGCUGCUUGAAGUCUUAAGGGCAACAGCAUCAUGUAAUGUAUUAAAAAUUAUAUGCAGCCAGGUUUCCUCAAAGCACAGUACUAGAGCUGUCCUUAGUGACAGGUGUCCCCUCCUGUCAAACUAGAAGCUAGGGGAAGAGUGGGCUUUUGAUUCUUCACUUUGCUAGAGUGCUGUUAACCACCCCUCUUUAGCUUUUUCAUGUAAUUAUUGAAACACAUAAAUCAAUACACAUUAGAAUCAGAUUUGAAAACAUAUUUUAAAAUAAAAUGUUUUUCAUUAUAUUGUAAUGGUCCCCUUUUUGGUUUCAUACGAUGACAAAUCUUUAAAGGGUUUUUUGUUUUGUUUUUAAUUUUAGGGGAUUAUAAUUUUUGGAGAUGAUGGCGCUGAUCACUAGAUAUGCAGGAUCCAUUUUACUGGAGUGAAUAAAGCAUCAAAUAAACCUGCAUUUUGUAUGUAUUUAUAAAUUGCACCUUAAAAACACCUUAAACAUUUUACUUUAAAUACUCAGUAACUCAGAUUUGAAGACACCUGAAGCAUGAUUCCUGACAGUCCAUUAAACUGACAUUUUGAUUUUUCCUGUUUUUAGAGAUUCUAUCAUAUAGGUAUCAAUAUUUAAGAAUUUUUUCAUUUAAUAAUAUUGUACAAAUGCUUCAUAUGUAUUAGCUAACUAUUUGCCAUUGUGUAGGUAAAGAAUUGUUUUUUUCAAAGAUAAAGAAAAACUGCAUCUAAAUACAGUGAUGAGACAUUCAAGGAAGUGCUUAUCUGCAAACUCCCUCCUCUUAUUCCAUAAUAAAGGCAGGUUGAUCACCUUUGUUAGCUGUUGAUAUGCAAUUGCCUUUGCACUGACAAUCUAAAUGGCUUUAAAGAUACACAUUCCUAACAGACUGCCAGAACUACUACAAAACUCAUGUCUGCAGCCUGCUCAUAAUAUAGGUCUUUUGAGAAGAGAUGGAUGAAAGGAUGAUGUAAUUACUCCUUAGUAGUUAAAUGAGCCUGAAGACAAUUAGAAACAGACAAAAUUCAAGCACACUGAAAGCAACAGAUAAUUGGAAAUUUGGUAUGUUUGACAGAAAACUGUCUUCACUAGGAAAGUCAAACACAAAGGUCUUAUAAACCAUGUUCAUAAAAAAAGUUAAGCUAGUAAUCAUGUGAUUCAUGCUUCAAGAAAACCUGUGAAAAAGCUGUUACUCUAUUAUCUUACCAACUAGCAAGUUUUCCCUAUUUUGAAAUAGUAUGUGUAAACCUACUGGGCUGACUCUGGAGUUAACACUGUAUACUUUGGUAUACAAUUAUUAUAUUGUCAGAUAUUUACUUGUAUAAGUGAUAGUUCUGAUACUCUUAUGAAUUUUUAAAAAUACCACAUAUAUACAAACCCCGUAAAUGUUAAAAGCAAAUCCGCUUACACCGUGAACCAUGAUGAAGGUAUCCUCCAGUAUGACCAUCCCACCCACCUCCACAGACUACAAAUUCCGACCUCGUCUGAAGUGACACAGUUCAACAGUGGAUUUUCACAUGUAACAUACAUCUCUAGGUUAAGAGCUUUCUGUGGACAACUGUCUGAAGUCAUCCCAAAUAUUUGAACAGCCUGCACUUCUUUCCACAUACUUAGCCAGUGAGGACUUAUUUCCUGGAGGCAGACUGCCUUAUACACCUUAAGUAUUUGUUACUCUUUUCAAAGAACCACUGGAAUUUUUUUUAACCUUGUCUUGGUAAAAAUUCAUAGAUUCUCAUUUUUAUUGAAACUUCAGCAAUUUGAUCACAUCACUUAUUAAAAGCAUUAAGUACAUUCCAGCAUUAGAGAAGUCUUGAUUUUUAAAACUAACAUAGUCUUUUCCUCCACUAGAUUUAGAAUUUAGUAACAAAUAAACCUUUGUUACAGAACACAAGCAACUGUGUUAUACUUUUUAAUGGUCCAAACCACGCACUCUCCUUUUCUCUUUGCCAUGAUGAGUUUGUUAUUCUUUUACAGUAGAGUCCUGAUUUGUAUCGAGUGGACAUCACUGAAGGGAUGACUCCGAGUAGGCUUGUUUCAAAGGAACUCCUGUGGAUCAUAAACUAUGCACACGAAGUAUCUCCCAGCAUGAUGGUCAGUGUAGCAAGAGGCUCUGAAAUAGGAUGUUUUUCUGUCUUCGGAAGAAGAGGAUGUAAGUAAAGAGGGUGCUUGUCCAUAAUGCAAUCCUAGGUUACUAAGAGUGCAGUCUCUGACACCCUUUAACUGUUCUUUAGCAACAAAAAGUUCAAAUGAAAUAGCCUGGCCAUUGCCAAUAAAGACGACUUUAAAUCACUUGCAGUCUUUAAAUCAUUUGCACUCUUACUACAGGAGAGUGAUAGCAAAAACAACACUGGUGACAAUGCCCGUAGUUCUUUGAUAUUCCUGCUCAUAGCCACUAUUCAGUAUUCUGUUUACACUUGGUGGGGAAAUACGCGUCGGGGUUAUUCCUCUUUUGUGUUGACUUAAUUCUGAGUACCAGUUAAACCAAAGGGGGCCUUUUGAUAAGUGAUUUUAAACUCUGAUGUAUGCUAAAGCAGCUCCUUACUGCUCAGAAAAAGCCAGAACUAUUUAGAUUCAGGAAAACAAACUGAUUUAUGUUGCAUCUUCCAGGGAAGGUUUAACAAUGUAAGGAACUCAAUUCUGAUGUGAAUGUAAUACUUAUCUUACUACGUCUCGUUUGACAGAUAAAGGUGCUUAAUCAAACUGGGGGGGAAAAAAAAAACACCAUACAUUGGCCCCAACGUAGAGUUCUGUUGAUGCUGAAUUAAAGAACUGCUACCAUGGAAA
Molecule: messenger RNA, 5569 nt
Organism: Vicugna pacos (alpaca)
Lineage: Eukaryota; Metazoa; Chordata; Mammalia; Artiodactyla; Camelidae
Source: RefSeq, a predicted model, not a curated record